Ficedula albicollis (Collared flycatcher) is the source of this 839-nucleotide messenger RNA. RefSeq names its product NAD(P)(+)--arginine ADP-ribosyltransferase 2-like. The transcript has 2 exons. Gene Ontology annotation, molecular function: NAD+-protein-arginine ADP-ribosyltransferase activity; NAD+ poly-ADP-ribosyltransferase activity. NCBI's taxonomy places the organism in Eukaryota, Metazoa, Chordata, Aves, Passeriformes, Muscicapidae. The record is from RefSeq and is a predicted model, not a curated record. The annotation marks the transcript as partial.
CCAGGGCAGUAAAAUUCUGCCUUAAAAGAGGCGGAGCCAUGCAAAUUACUUACGGGAAAAUGCUGGCUCUGUGUCAGCCAAGCAGCCCACUGUAAUGAAUAUUUAUAAUUAGGGUGGAUAAAUACCCUGUGCAAAGCCCCCCGAGCUGCAGGAGCAGGAGAGAUCCGCUGUGAGUCCGAGCUGAUAAAGAAUUCCGGCUCUCUGGCACCUCCAGCUGUGCCAGGGAGUUCACUCCGGCCCAUUUCGGGUCCCCCAGUGGCCACCGUGGACUCUCCUCUCCAUGGCCCCCCUGGCUCAGACCCUGGCACCGCUGGCAAUGGCCGUGGCCACCGUGGCCAUCCAAGUGGUGCCCCUGGACAUGGCCCGGAACUCCUUUGAUGACCAGUACCUGACCUGUGCCCACGACAUGGCCAAGCACCUGCCGGAGCUCAACAGCACCGAGUUCCUGCGGAACGCCGAGUUUGCCCAGGCCUGGCCUAAGGCCAGGGCGGCGUGGCAGGCGCGGGGGAGCCCCGCGACCCCCCUGAGCCAGGCCCAGGCCAUCGCCCUCACGCUCUACACCAUGAAGGACGUGCACGGGCAGUUCAACGCGGCCGUGCGCCGGGCCGGCGCCUCCCGCAAGAAAUACCACAAAAACUUCCACUUCAAGACGCUGCAUUUCCUGCUGACCCGCGCCCUGCAGCGGCUGCGGGAGCCCGGCCGGUGCCAGGACGUGUUCAGGGGGGUCCGCGGGCUGCGCUUCGAGGCCGCGGCCGGGGACAAGGUCCGCUUCGGGCAGUUCGCGUCGACGUCGCGGAGCCGCGCGGUGGCGGCGGGGUACGGCGGGGACACGCUGCUCC